GCUGUAAACAAUAAACACAACCGCGAUGCUAGCUGGCUACUACAUUUUACUGAAUCAGUGACUGCCACGGCCAUCUAACUGAAGAAGAAAACAAAUCGGAAACAUAUUCGCUUAAGAAAUGCACCUCGAAAAAUAACUUUAGAAUGGCAACAACAGACCAUUCGCUGUUUUAAUUCCGAUAUUGUGUUAUUUCGGUCACUGUCUCGUAUCUCGUUAGCUUGGUUGUCAACCAUUAUUAUUAAACGUUUCUCGUUAUCAACAUUAAGGGUAAACACCUAUUUAGACAGUUAUUUACUUUAUCCUCCGUUAUAUACGUAGGGACAUGAGGUAAUAACGAUAACGUUCUGAUUUGCAACGUUUCUUGUAUAACCCACCUGCUGCUAAUGUCCAACUAGUAACUGUUGACGUUAACUAGCUUUAUUGGUUACCUGGUAUCCGGUAACAGAAGUUUGACUAACCAAACUGCUACCUAGGUAGCGCAUUUGUUGGUGACUACGUUAGCUUGAUUUGUCAGAACCUUGUCUCUGAAUAGUGACAUUCUUGGGCUUGCGGAACAGUUUAAAGAACAUGUCUACCUCCAACUUCAAAAACAAAUGUGUCACUCAAGUGAAUUGUAUAUACUGUGAGAGUCUACUCUGCACAAGAGGAAUGAAGGCAGUUCUUCUUGCAGAUACAGAAAUUGAACUGUUUUCUACUGACAUACCACCGAACAGAACUGUUGACUUUGUGGCCAGCUGCUACUCUACUGAAAGCUGCAAAUGUAAACUGAGAGAUAUCGCCUGCCUGAAAUGUGGUAAUAUUGUGGGCUAUCAUGUGGUGGCCCCCUGCAAGCCCUGCCUGCUGUCCUGUAACAACGGCCAUUUCUGGAUGUUUAACAGUGACGCUGUUUCCACGAUCAACAGACUGGAUGCUACGGGUUUGAACCUGUUGUUGUGGGGAGACCUCCCCGAGUUGGAGGACAGCGAGAACGAAGGAUCAGACAGUCCAUCGGAUGAGGAGUGCUUCAGGUAGAGGGAGAGAUGGGAAAUGGAAGAGAAAGACCUUACCCUGCGACAUACCGGAGGCCCCAGGAAUAGACAGAGAGGAUGUAGGAGGAGAAGGCAUAACCGGAAGAGGAGAUCCACCCCCCCAAACACCAGUCUCUUAGAAGCACACCCCCCCACCCCUUGGAAAUGCCCUCUUUCCUCAAACAUGCUACUGAUCCCAGGCUGAACUCAUAUUUCCAGUGGACAGAGCGAUUGAUUUUAUUAAUCUUUAACCUGGCUUUUUUUUUUACCGUUUGGGUAGCCUAUUGCCAUUGGACAUUGGAUUUAACAUUGUAUGCCGGAUUUUUUUUCUUCCAGUCCUGUGUUGGUCCAUGAACAAUCCACCGCUGCAGUCUCCACAGCGAUGUUGCGGUUAGCUUUCAGAAACUGAUGUUGUUUACUUUUAGGUUUUGCAAGUGUAUCUUGUGUCACACUUUCAUGAUGAGUGCCAAUGUGAUAAUUCGAUGGUGCUGGUGCAGUAAAGGCAUCCGUUUGGUUCUGGGGCUCUUCUGUUGUGGGAAUGAGGGCACUUAGUGGAAACUGAGUCGGCAUAAGUACGCAUAUCUCAUCCCAACCUGCCAAAGAAGCUGACGGAAAAUACAUGAUAAUGAAAAGAAAGUUGAUUCCAUUCACCUACACUCACUACUGUUGAUAGAAACUGACUGUUGAUAACUUAACUCUGUAUUACUCAACAAUGAAUGGUUGUGUGUGCUUGUCAGAGAACUAUACUUGAGUAUAUAUAUCUGACUAUACUGUAUGUUUGAGUGUAUAUACAUAUGAGUCACUUAUUUAAAGGAGUGUGAAGGGCAGAACUUUCUAUUGCUGCCAAAGCUUUUGCUUCAGCCAACUUUCUAGACUUUUAUUCUAAUGGCCUUUGAUCUGAUUCCGAUUCUGUGGGUUACUGGGGGCUGACUGUCAUUGUAGGAAGUCAAGCUCAUUGUCACUGCAGCUAAAAUGUUUUAGCUAGCUUGGUGUUGAUGCUUUGGUGCCCAGCAAGUACUGUCACUAUGAGUGAAAUAUCAUGAAGUAGCAUUAAUAUACCUCCCAGUUUAAACAGACAUGCUAUGGCUGUAUUAAUAAGGAUAUGUUAAAGCUUACAUGGACAGUUAUUUGUUUUGGUUUCUAACUGAUAGAUCGAACUAGCUACACACACCAAAUACCUGAGAUUGCAUUCACCAAUUAAGAAUCAUUUUUCCUAUUUGUAGCAAUCAUAUUUUUUUAAAUGCUGUUUUUAGCUCUGGCUAUCACCUUUUUGCGAUGAUUUACAUUUAGAUUUACAUAUAAAUCCCACAGACCAAAUGUUAAAUAACAUUUAAAUUCUUGUUGAAAUAUUUUAAUUUACAAAAAUGCUGUAGGUUUUGUUUGUUUUUUAUUUGACCUUUCUCUUGUAUUUGAGUGUUCCUUUUCAAGACUGGUUUUUGUUUUGAAGUGUACUCUUUCUAUGGCAUAGGACAAUAUUUGGGAGAUCAUCAUAUUGUAUGAAAACUGUGACCAGUUAUCUUUUUUGAAUCAAACUUGAAUAUGAUUAACUUAUGUACUGUGUUUUUAUUUAUCAAUGUGAAUGUGUGUAUUUAUUAACAAACAAACACAUUGCUUUAUUUAUACUGAUGUUACUUGCCCUGCUGAAAAAAUAUGUAUAUUUUGAAAUUGCACUGAAAUUGCAUUGGUAGUUUGAA
This is a messenger RNA of Esox lucius (northern pike), 2701 nucleotides long. RefSeq names its product family with sequence similarity 72 member A (gene fam72a). The transcript has 4 exons. Gene Ontology annotation, cellular component: cytosol. The record is from RefSeq and is a predicted model, not a curated record. NCBI's taxonomy places the organism in Eukaryota, Metazoa, Chordata, Actinopteri, Esociformes, Esocidae. Bases 568 to 1011 code for a protein of 147 amino acids.